AACAAUGUCGAUCUUGCUCUGCUUCCUCUGUUUUUUACCAAUUUUCUUAGUUUCCUUAUCAAUCCUCUCAAAAAAGCUCAAACCCUCAAAAUGGAAGCUUCCUCCUGGCCCCAGGACGCUUCCGAUCAUCGGAAACUUACACAACCUCAAAGGACUACCUCACACAUGUUUGCGAAACCUCUCUCAACAGUACGGUCCAGUGAUGCUUCUCCACUUCGGAUUCGUCCCUCUGGUCGUAAUCUCAUCGAGAGAAGGUGCAGAAGAAGCUCUCAAGACCCAAGAUCUUGAAUGUUGCAGCAGACCAGAGACGGUGGCUACAAGAAUGAUCUCUUACAACUUCAAAGACAUCGGAUUCGCGCCUUACGGCGAGGAAUGGAAAGCGUUGAGGAAGCUCGUGGUCAUGGAGCUCUUGAACAUGAAAAAGUUUCAGUCUUUCAAGUUUAUCAGAGAGGAAGAGAAUGACUUGUUGGUCAAGAAACUAACCAAAUCGGCUCUCACACAAUCUCCGGUGAAUCUGCAGAAGACCCUUUUCACGCUCGUCGCGAGUAUCGUGUGUAGGCUCGCGUUCGGGAUAAAUAUCCACAAGUGCGAGUUCGUCGACGAGGACAACGUAGCAGAGCUUGUUCACAAGUUUGACUUGCUCAUCGAUGGUAUCGCCUUCUCCGAUUUCUUCCCUAAAGUAGGUUGGCUUAUCGACCGAGUUUCAGGGCAAGAAAAGACAUUGAACAAUGUUUUCUCGGAACUCGACACUUUCUUCCAAAACAUUCUCGAUGAUCAUCUCAAGCCUGGAAGAACCGUACCAGAGAACCCUGAUGUCGUCGAUGUGAUGGUUGACUUGAUGAAGAAGCAAGAGAAAGAUGGUGACUCUUUUAAGCUCACCACAGAUCAUUUCAAAGGAAUCAUCUCGGAUAUAUUUCUUGCAGGAGUAAACACAAGCGUGGUCACAUUGACCUGGGCGAUGACAGAGCUGUUUCGAAACCCUAGAGUGAUGGAGAAAGUGCAAGAAGAGAUUCGAACAACACUUGGGGACAACAAGGAGAGAAUCACAGGAGAUGAUGCAAACCAGCUUCACUACUUCAAGCUCGUGAUCAAGGAGACAUUCAGGUUACACCCAGCAGCUCCACUCUUGCUUCCAAGAGAGACAAUGUCUCAAGUCAAGAUCCAAGGCUACGAUAUUCCCGCAAAAUCUCAGAUGAUGAUCAACGUUUACUCUAUCGCACGCGAUCCAAAACUAUGGACAAACCCAGAUGAGUUUAACCCUGACAGGUUUCUCGACAGUUCAAUAGAUUACAGGGGAUUGAACUUUGAGCUUUUGCCGUUUGGUUCUGGCCGGAGAAUCUGUCCCGGGAUGAAUAUGGGGAUCGCCACCGUGGAGUUGGGACUGUUGAAUUUGCUCUACUUCUUUGAUUGGGGAUUGCCUGAAGGGAAGACUGUGAAAGACAUCGACCUGGAAGAAACUGGAUCUAUUAUUAUCAGCAAGAAAGCAACUCUUGAGCUUGUUCCACUUCUUCAUUACUGAAAUUACUAUCAUGAAAGAUUAUAUCAGCUUCUUAAUUUUGAUUUUGCAAUAUUUGUAAUAUAUUAAGAUCAUAUAUCUGAAGGAAUAUAG
This is a messenger RNA of Eutrema salsugineum, 1609 nucleotides long. Its product is annotated as cytochrome P450 71B7. The record is from RefSeq and is a predicted model, not a curated record. Gene Ontology annotation, molecular function: monooxygenase activity; iron ion binding; heme binding. The transcript is spliced from 2 exons. Bases 5 to 1519 code for a protein of 504 amino acids. Lineage: Eukaryota; Viridiplantae; Streptophyta; Magnoliopsida; Brassicales; Brassicaceae.